AUGCCGCUGGUCAAGCGAAAGCCCGUCGAGCCCUUUCCCCCGCCCGUCGCGACAGGCGCUGACGACCCCGAUGUCUUCUAUCUCGCAGCCACUGGUGAGGUCUUCGCCGACUUUGAGACUUACUCGAACAGGCUCUCUUUUUACAACCAAAAGAUCUUUCAGUGCGAGUUGACCGGAAGAAUCAACCUAUCCUACUUUGAGGCGCUCAAGAGCGAGCGCAAGGAAGCCAUCGCUCUGCACAAGAUCUUUCCCGAGCAACUCAAGGGCCCUGUCCUCAAGUCGGUCCAGUUCCAGAUUACGGGUCGUAUUGACGAGCUCGUCGACCGCGUCUACGAUCGCUUCAAGGAUCGCUUCUUUCCGGGCGAGACCGUAUUCUUCGACCUCGAUGGCGACAAAUACUACGCUCGCUUGAGCAAGGCUGAUGCACCGGCCAAGCCAGCUUCCGCUCCCAACACCGACCAUGUCGACACGGACGUCAAGCCAGAGCCAAACGGUCAUGCCGAGUCUUCGCGCUCAUCAUCUCCCGCUUCACCAUCGCCAACCCAGAUCCACACGAUCGGCACCAACCUGACGCUCGAGCUUGAGGAAGCCACCCAGCUCGAUGACCCGACCAAGUACGUCUACACUGUGGAUCUCAUCGACGACGAAGAUGAGCCGGCUGGCGGCACCUACGUUACCUCGUCCGCGAAACUCAGCCGCGAUCGCCUUGCCUUCUCCAAAACCAUUUUGCGAAAGUACCUUCGCGACUGCAUCACCCGUGCAGCCAACAUCGGUGCUGAAUGGCGAGUCAAGGAAUGGCUCGCACUCAAGUAUGGCAUUCCCCUCGAGCCCACCGACGAGAUCUCGCAAAUCAACGAAGCACUCAAGGACGCAAAGCUGUCUAAGCGCAAGAAGUACCUCCUGACCGACGGAGAGGAUUCAUCGACUUCGACGAGCAAAAAGGCCAGAUCAGACGGCAAGAAGCUCAGUGCUUCCGCACAGCGAAAAGCCGACGAAGCGGAGAAAGCCGCCAUCGAGAAGGCGAAGGAGGAAGAGAGGCUUCGUAAGAAGAAUCUAAAGUACCCCAUCGAGGACCUUGAGCUAGAUCCGAUCACAAAGCGUGAAUUGAUGUUCAAGAUGCCAGGCGAGCUCGACCGACGCAAGGAGCGUCCUCUUCCUGCUCGCGGUGACCACGCACUGCCAGUGCCCUCGGAGCUCUUUGAGGUGUUCCUCGGCACCUACUUUUUCCUCAUAUCCAAGGGAAAGCCGCUCUCGCUUUCGUCCUUCACCAUGGACGAGUACGAGCAGGCGCUGCAGCACAAGUUCUCAGAUCCAUCCUGCACGCUCAUCAACGAGAUCCACCGCACGCUCAUCAACCUGAUUGUGCGCGAUGGCGGCUCGAGCCUGGUCACCAGCGCCUCGGCGCUUGCUGCCAGUCUUGAUGCAGCCGCUUCAGCUCCCGCAAGUGUCAAUGGCGAUGCUGACGACGAUGCCGCAAGCGAAGCUGCCUCGGACGUCGACGAGCUCGAGACCACUCCCAAUGGCGUUCACGCUAAUGGCAACGGCAAUGGCACCACAGCCGCCGCCAACAACAACAACAACGCCGAAUCCGAAGCCAUUGCCAGUCUUUUGGAGGCUGCACGCGAGCUCAGCAAAGGUUGGGAAAAGCUCACCAUCCGCCCUGACAACCGUCGCGAACGGUGGGAGAACAGCUUGAUCGGCCUCAUCGCCGCCCGUGCCACACCGGACGUGCUACCUCGCAUGAUUGGCAUCUUGUCUCACCUCACCGCAGUCGAGCACGCACAAGGCUACAUUGACGGCAAGUUCGAAGCCGAUCUGUACGACACGCCCGUGCAGAGGUAUCCGCUGUUGAGCCUUGCGGAUAAGCUGCAGAUAAUCGACUUCCUGUGCAUGCUCGCCGUUGAGACCAAGCCGGUCAAAGCGUUUUACGAUGACUGCGAAGCACAACUCACCGAGCUCAGGAAGGAAAAGAUCGAGGUGAGCCGAGCCAAGAAGGAUCUUGCCACCAAGUGGGAAGAGUUCGAGGGCAACAAGAAGGAUGAAGAGAAGGACGGCGAAGCGGAAGGCGAGGAAGGAGACGAAGAGGAAGGAGAGGACGAUGGAGAAGAGGAGGAAGAAGAGGAAGAGGAAGACGAACUUGCCUCGGACUCCGACACGCGCUCGACACGGGAAGACUCGUCCUUCUCCGACAGCGGGCGUGUUCGUGGCGGCGGGGGAUCGCGUCAAGAGAUCCUGCGUCAGAAAGCACUGGAAAAGCAAGCACAGGAAGCAGCACGUCGUGUCGAGGAAGCCAAAGCGCGCGAGGCGCACAAAGCCAAGCUGGCCGAAAACAAGAUCCUCACUGCGCAGCGCAAAAAGCUCGAAGACGAGGAGAACAGACUCAUGAAAAAGGACGAGACGAUCGAUCGAGAGUUCCGCCGGCUCAUCCUGGCUUCGCGCAUGGUGCCCAUCGGCAGGGACAGGUUCGGCGACAAGUACUGGUGGUUCGACGGCGUCGGUUCGUGUUCCCUCGUGACCGGGCCGGGGUCUGAGAAGCACACCUAUCAAACAGGCCGGCUGUUCAUUCAAGGCGCCACGGAGGACGAGGUAUCCCUCCUGAUUCCCGACCCGCCCUCGACCCCAAUCAAAGCCUCCCCCUACGCGCACCUCUUCCAUCAGCCCAUCACCGCAUCGCUCGUCACGACGCGCAAAGCCGCCGAGCUCGGCGGCGACGAAGGCACCCUCCUCCCCGGCGAGUGGGCGAGCUACAGCGAGCCCGAGCGCAUCGAACAGCUUUUCGCCUGGUUGCGCCCCAAGGGCCACCGCGAGCACCAGCUCAAGCAGCAGCUCGCCAAGCUCAAGUGGUACAUCGAGAACGGUAUGAAGAAGCGCAAUGCCGAUCUGACGGCGCACUUGCGCGACAAUUUCGCCGAUGCUGUCAGGCGCUCUGCGCGGGCGACCAAGGGCGAGAGCUCGGCCAGUGGGUUGGCGUACAUGUCGUGGAAGAAUACGCUGGACAGGGCUAAGUAG
Messenger RNA from Sporisorium graminicola, 3009 nucleotides. RefSeq lists its product as uncharacterized. The record is from RefSeq and is a predicted model, not a curated record. The transcript has a single exon. Bases 1 to 3009 code for a protein of 1002 amino acids. NCBI's taxonomy places the organism in Eukaryota, Fungi, Basidiomycota, Ustilaginomycetes, Ustilaginales, Ustilaginaceae.